This is a messenger RNA of Botrytis sinoallii, 906 nucleotides long. RefSeq lists its product as uncharacterized. Gene Ontology annotation, cellular component: membrane; mating projection tip. The record is from RefSeq and is a predicted model, not a curated record. Lineage: Eukaryota; Fungi; Ascomycota; Leotiomycetes; Helotiales; Sclerotiniaceae. The coding region runs from base 1 to 906 and encodes 301 amino acids. Gene Ontology annotation, biological process: conjugation with cellular fusion. The transcript is spliced from 3 exons.
AUGCUCCCCCGCAAACUCUCAAUCUUCAUCUCCUUCUUCCGCUUUGGGUUCGAUUUUCAACACUUUCUGAUUCUCCUCACAUGUAUCGGAAUCGCCUGUCUUGUUCUGAACCCCGUUUCCCUCGGAACUCCACCCCUCCACCCCAUCCACCCAACUUCUAACCUCCAACUCACCAACCAGUCCUCCUCCCACUCGGCUGCACCACCCGCCCCACCCACACCAUCUAUCUCCUCUCUCUCUCCUACGCCUCCUCCCCCCCCCUCCCCUAUCACCCAAACCCUCCACCGCAACCUCACCUCUCUCCUUCCUCCAAAUACUCAAGACAGCUCUCUCAUCAUCCGCACCGGCUUUCGAGGAAUAUGUAUGACUUCUCAACUCACAAGUUCGAGAUGGGAAUGUGCCCAACAUGUCACGACAUUAACGAAUAUAAUCACGAGCACGACCACAGAUAUCAAUAUUGAUAUCGAUCCCCUAAACCUCCUCAAGCUAGCCGAGUCAGUGAGGAAAAGAAUUGUAUUCGAUGGAUUGCUCUACAUUUCCCUCCCCCUCGCCCUCCUAACUCUCCUCCUUCUCACCCUCAUCCCCCGUUGGAAAACCGAUCGAAACCCGGACACCAAUUCCGAACGCCAAGUAAAAUCCUUUCCCUCUCGUGCCCUCAGCAUGACACUCUGCUUAAUCAGCGGUAGCGCCUUCCUCUUCGCAUUUACAUCUAUUCUCUGGCAGCAUUUUGCCGCGGUGACUGCUUCGCGAUUUAUCGAGCGGAUGAGUUAUGGAAGUGUGGUGGCGAGAGUUGGGAGUAACGCUAUGGUGAUAGGAUGGCUGGGGGUUUUGAUGUUAUGGUUUGCGUUUAUGGGGUGUUUACUGAUGGUUUUGAGUUUGAGGAAAGUGAGGAAGACUUUUGGGUAA